Ostertagia ostertagi is the source of this 345-nucleotide messenger RNA. The record is from the annotation of a GenBank genome assembly. NCBI's taxonomy places the organism in Eukaryota, Metazoa, Nematoda, Chromadorea, Rhabditida, Trichostrongylidae.
AUGAUGAGCGAUGAUCCCCGUCAAGGUAGUAUGAUUGACAGGAAACUAGCAAAGGCCUCACGCGGCCGUAAAAUGAAAAGUCCUGGCGUGUUGGCGGACAGUGGCACGGCGCCACUGAAACGCGGCGCCAGUCAGACGCCUUCGCCAGCCCCGUUGAAGACGUCACGAAUAGAGCCGGAUCCGACGGUGUUUCGUAAUGGCAUUAUUGGAAUUGCGAAGUCUGACUCGUCUGCCACAUGUACGCCAAGUCUAUCGCUUGGUGUUGUGACGCCACCGGGUGCAGCACAUCAAACACCGCACACACCGUUGUCGGCGGAUUCGAAACCGCAUACCACGUCUGCUGAA